AUACCGUUUCAUCAUUUUGGUGUACAAAAACCCAUCUGUCUUAUCUACCGGUGACACAAAACCCAUCCAAAACCCCAAAAAUCGAAGCGACCCGGAAAUGUUGCAGAGCACCAUCGUCUUCUCCACAAUUUCGUACUCAGUCCCACCAUCUCUGUACAGCCCCACUUCCUAUCCGAGUCUGUUACCAUUACCCUUAUACUGCUCUUCAACGCACUCCCACCACAAGCAGCUCUACCUAGGCCUGCAAUGGCGACCGAAAGAACUGAAGAAGAAGGCAACGUUUGUGGCCUCUGCCGCCACUUAUGAAGUCGGAGGAGGUUACCCAGAUGAAGAAUUAGAUGCGCAAGACAGAAGUAAGGUUCUCCAAGAUCGAGGGACUAAGAAAUUUGACCCGUCAGAGUGUGAAGCUCUACUUAAAGGAGGAGAGCAAGUCACUUCCGUUCUCGAAGAGAUGAUUAUCCUUUUGGAAGAUAUGAAUAUGGACGAGGCAUCUGAAGAAGUGGCUGUGGAGCUAGCUGCCCAAGGGGUCAUAGGGAAGAGAGUUGAUGAGAUGGAAUCCGGUUUCAUGAUGGCUUUGGACUACAUGAUCCAACUUGCUGAAAAUGACCAAGAUGAUAAGCGCAAGUCACUGCUGGAAGUGAUAAAGGAGACAGUAUUAUCCCAUCUGACAAAAAAGUCUCCCCCGCAAGUCCAAGUGGUAGGCCUGCUGUGCAGAACUCCUCAGAAAGAGAGCAGACAGGAAUUACUACGCAGAGUUGCUGCUGGCGGUGGUGUGUUUAAAAGCAAGAAUGGAACUAAAGUUCAUAUUCCUGCUGCAAAUCUGAAUGAAAUUGCUAAUCAGGCUGAUGAUUUACUGGAGACAAUGGAAACACGACCUUUUGUUCCGGAUCGAAAAUUGCUUGCAAGACUGGUUUUAAUUAGAGAAGAAGCUCGGAAUAUGAUGGGAGGUGGCAUAUUAGAUGAGAGAAACGAUCGUGGCUUAAGUACUCUUCCAGAGGCAGAGGUGAACUUCUUAACGAAACUGGUUGCUUUAAAACCAGGGAGAGCUGUUCAUGAGAUGAUAAAAAAUGUGAUGCAAGGAAAAGAUGAAGGUGCUGAGACCUCUGGCUCUGAUGAGGAACAUACAACUGCUGGACGGGUUUCAGGUGGACUCACGGGAAGGGCAAGUGUGUCAGGAAGAAAGCCACUUCCGGUUCGCCCUGGCAUGUUUCUCGAGACUGUAACCAAGGUCUUGGGUGGUAUAUAUGCUGGAAAUGUCCCUGGUAUCACGGCACAACAUCUAGAAUGGGUUCAUGAGAAGACACUUCAGGUGCUCGAGGAAAUUGCAUUCUAGAUGUAUUAUGGAAUCAAUUGCCAAUAUGCUUCAAAUCACACUUUAGUUUGGGAUCAGCUGAAGAAAAAUGAUGAAGAUUCAUAGUACUCGUCUAAACAAUAGCAAAACACCAUGUGAAUAAGGGUCCCCACAUAAACAAGGUAUUUUUAUUAGCUAUUUUGCAACAAGUAGUAAGUGGGGUGGGGGCUUGUGAUGAUUUGAAUGCUGUGAGUAGUCGAAGCAUACACAGCAAGGAUUGUUCUACAUUCCCUAAUUAUAUAAUCUACAGCCUUUUCCCCCAUGACCUCUUCAUCCCAAUCCAUAAUUCCCUUUUGUUUAAAGCAAUAAACAAGCAAAUGGGCAAAACCUUCCCACCGACUUGGAUUUGGCACCACGCUAUCUCAUGGCCUCUAUAACCCUACAUUGGCCUAGAAAAUAUAUGGCUACCCCUCUUAUGAUCUCUUCUCCUUGUUCUUCUCCAUAAGAUGAAAACUCCUUUUCAGAAGGAGAAAAGAAAGAGAAAAAAUUGAACUAUUUAGAAAAGUUUUGAGUUGCCCAUUAGCCGUCUUUUCAAACAUAAUCGUAGUGCCUCACAACCAUAAGAAGAUAUGGAAAAUGAUGACCCACAUGUGUCUAAAAUGAUAUUCAAGGCUCGCUUUUGUCAAGGGAUCAAAUAGUUUUUGGGUCACUGAUUUAUCAUCUUAUGGGUGUUUUCAUUUAUUUAUUAAGUGUAAUGAUUUUGGUAAAAGGUGAUAUCAAAGUAUGGUCUGUAAUGAUGACUGUGUUGAUACCCUUCACAUGAGAAAAAAGAUGGGUUUAUUUACAUACAAACGUAAUGGUUGUGUUAUUCA
Humulus lupulus (European hop) is the source of this 2163-nucleotide messenger RNA. Its product is annotated as protein PEP-RELATED DEVELOPMENT ARRESTED 1, chloroplastic. Bases 98 to 1333 code for a protein of 411 amino acids. Gene Ontology annotation, biological process: regulation of DNA-templated transcription. Gene Ontology annotation, cellular component: chloroplast nucleoid. Lineage: Eukaryota; Viridiplantae; Streptophyta; Magnoliopsida; Rosales; Cannabaceae. The transcript has 10 exons. The record is from RefSeq and is a predicted model, not a curated record.